AUGUCCACCUCCUUCGACCUCAGUCUCAGUCUCGCACUUGGCGAACCAAUCAUCUGCCUCAAUACCUCCUGCAACUACCCCUUCGGACGCAUCUGCUCCGAAUGCUCAAACGAAUUCGAGUCUCGAACCCGAGCCCAAGCCCAAGCACAAUCGAAAACCAACCCCGAUUCCAAUUUCAACAACAGAGUCAACGAAACUCAUCCCGCAUUACCGAGAAGUAUAACCGUACAAUCUCGCAGUCACGAUAUCUCCACACGAGUCGCAGAUAUUGUAGAGGAUCUCCAGGGCAUUUUCGCUUUUGUACCUGCUGCACCUGCACCUGCACCCCAAUUAUCGGAACCAGCUCCUGCAGUCCUCCAGAAACCUAGUAAGUUAACCAUCCGGAACCUUCAAACUUUCGAUGCUACCCCCUCCCCCUUAAAACUCCAACCACUCCCUCUCCCUCCCCCUAACUCCCACUCCCAAUCCUCAUCCGCAUCCACAUCCCAAUCCUCCCAUUCCACCCCACCUCCCCUCAGUCCACUCAACGCCUCCAUCCUAAACACUUGGCUCAACGACAUCGUUCUCCGUACACUUGAAGGGCAAGUCCUCUCUCCUACUAUUACUGGCGGUGCUUUUACUGGCGGUGCCGAGGAAGAAGAUAAACUAGAAGCAAUGUGUCCGUAUUGCGAUGCUUCGAUGGGAGAAGGUGCGUGGAGGGAAUUGCAUUUGAUUAAUUGUCGGUAUGCGCAUGUUGAGGCGGAGAGGUUGAAGAUUGUGAGGGGGAAGGUCUUGGAGAGGGGGGUGAGUGGUAAGUGA
Botrytis fragariae is the source of this 798-nucleotide messenger RNA. RefSeq lists its product as uncharacterized. The coding region runs from base 1 to 798 and encodes 265 amino acids. The record is from RefSeq and is a predicted model, not a curated record. The transcript has a single exon. Lineage: Eukaryota; Fungi; Ascomycota; Leotiomycetes; Helotiales; Sclerotiniaceae.